AGUGUCGUUUUCAAGGAGGCGGGCAACAAGGAUCCUGUCACGAUGAUGAUCAGCAUGUUCCUGCAAUUCUUUGAUAUAGGAGUAGAUGUUGCAUUGCUCUCACAGAUAUGGAGUUCGUAAUAUGGAUGAAAGUGCUGGGGCUAUUUGUCGAGCUGCAUUUGGAACACCGGAAGUUCAUGUCGUUAUAAUCCUUGCGCAUAACGGUCCAACAGGUCUUGGUUCUCAGGCUGAGGAUAUAUGUGGAAGAGACUGGACUGACCAAGGUGGUGACCAGGGUGAUCCAAAUCUAGAGCACGCACUACGCCAGUUGAAAGAGACGACGGAACUGUCUGUUCCUUUAGUUGUGUUUGGACACAUGCAUAAGGAGCUUGAUGGUGGGAAAGGAAACCGUAAAAUGGUUGUGCAAGAUAGUGACAACAAAAUUGUUUAUGUGAAUGGUGCAAUAGUCCCGAGGGUUAAAGAGACGCCGGUUGGAGCAGCAGAGGAGCUUGAGAGUGGUGGCACGAUAAGAGCUUUUACGUUGGUGGAGAUUUUAGAUGGAAAGAUCAAGAAAGUAGUAGAUAGUUGGGUACAAGUAGUCGGAAGUAUGGUAAAGAUUGUGGAGGAAGAAACAUUGUUCGAGGAUGUAACUUGAUUUAGUGUUGUUCACUUGUUUGCUCAACAAUUAUGCGGUUCUACAAGAUGUUUUCUACCAUUUAAGUAAGUAACCAAUGAAAAUUGCAGAGGAAUGUUUAAGAAACUCAGAAACCAAAUAAG
This is a messenger RNA of Eruca vesicaria subsp. sativa (arugula), 756 nucleotides long. The record is from the annotation of a GenBank genome assembly. NCBI's taxonomy places the organism in Eukaryota, Viridiplantae, Streptophyta, Magnoliopsida, Brassicales, Brassicaceae.